AUGGUGAAGCUACGCUCUCAGAGUCAGAGAGACACCGGGGAAAUGGUGCCGCCGGACGUAGCCGCCUUCGAGUUCUACAGGUUCUUGUCCUACGGAAUCUCCUGGGAGAAACUGGUUCUUCCUGACAAGUUCGCGAGCGAGCUCAGCGGCCGUGAGCUCCGGGAGAUGAAGCUGCGGGUGGCCGGCGGCGGAGGGCGGCGCGCGUGGGACGUGGAGGUCAACGACAACGAGUACGGCGACAUGUACCUCGGUCGCGGCUGGCGGGAGUUCGCAGGCGCCAACGGCCUGGAGCUCGGGCAGCUUCUCGUCUUCCGCUACGACGGCGCCGCGCUGCUCUCCGUCACGGUCUUCGAGGAAUCUGAGUGCCGGAGACCCUACCAGCAGCAGGAGGAGGAGGAGGAGGAGCAGGAGUUAACAGCGUCUGUGGUCGAACUAAAAGAAGGGAAUUCUCCGCCGGCGACGCCGGCGCGGGCGCCGACAGGCAGUGGAAGCAGCCGCAGAGGCACGGCGGAGGCGGGCACCGACCCGGAGUCGUCGCAGUUCAGCGUGAUGCUAAGAAAGUGCCACCUUGGCCAGUAUCGGCAGCAGUACCUGAAUGUGCAUGCGUAUUUCCAUGAGGCCCACGGGUACGUGCAGCGGAGCAAGGUGGUGCUGCAGAUGCGCGGGGAGUCGUGGACCGUAACCCUCAAGCACAGCCGCGGGGGGAAACGCACGGAGUUCAGGUACGGGUGGCACCAGUUUUGCCUCGACAACGGUCUCGGCCUCGGCGACACCUGCUUCUUCCAUGCUCUCCCGGAGGGCUGCGGCCGCCGCGGUGAGGACCACGCCGUGCUCAGGGUUGAGGUGCGCAAGCAUGAAGGCACCAUUCUCCCGUGA
Messenger RNA from Lolium rigidum, 876 nucleotides. RefSeq names its product B3 domain-containing protein Os03g0212300-like. The transcript is spliced from 5 exons. The record is from RefSeq and is a predicted model, not a curated record. Gene Ontology annotation, molecular function: DNA binding. NCBI's taxonomy places the organism in Eukaryota, Viridiplantae, Streptophyta, Magnoliopsida, Poales, Poaceae. Bases 1 to 876 code for a protein of 291 amino acids.